UAUUCGUUAUUUUCCUGGCUGACUAUUAAAUCGGUUUCUACUAGCUGGCGGCGUCCCAGUGGAACUCUGUAAAGACGUCGAACAUGUUUCGCGUCGGAUUUCACUUGAUUCUUGCUGUUGCAAUUGUCGGCAUCACCGGCAUAAGUGCUCAGGAGUGCCCUCCGGGUGAAUUUUUUAACUCUUGUGGCAGCUGUGUACCCACUUGUGCCCGACCCGUAAUCGAGGCCUGCGCGGCAGUGUGUUACCAAGGGUGCUACUGCAACGAGGGAUUAAUCAGGUUGACAGGUGGUGGCCCUUGCGUCAGCCCCAGUGAAUGCCCGCCACGAUAAUGUUCGAGACUAUUACUAACGAUGUAGUGAUUUUCAUACUUUCAGUGACUCCACUGAUAAUGACAUGAAUUUAUAUGAAUAUUUAUGAACGUUUUCACUUUUCUUGAUGAAAAAAAACUGUAUGGAAAUUAAAAAGUUUGUAAUCGAA
Messenger RNA from Diachasma alloeum, 477 nucleotides. Its product is annotated as chymotrypsin inhibitor. The record is from RefSeq and is a predicted model, not a curated record. The coding region runs from base 84 to 329 and encodes 81 amino acids. Lineage: Eukaryota; Metazoa; Arthropoda; Insecta; Hymenoptera; Braconidae. The transcript has 3 exons.